UUUUUAACAUUGAUUUCAUUUUUGCAUUGUAUUGAUUAUUUAAUAUUUUUUUCUUUGAAAGUUUGAUUGCCAAUUCCUACCGUUAUAGGCCCAAAUUUGUUAUUUUGAAGUAUUAACCUUAGGCCUAACAAUAACAUUAGUAACACAGUAGGCCUAACUAGCUUAAUUCAACUUUCAAGCCAACGUGAGCAUUCGUUAUCGUGCUAGUACUACUACAGCAAGUUGAAACGGGUAUCUUGGUCAUACAGUAACUGAGAAAUUUACUCAAAAUGUCCAGUGAAGAUGAUGAGGGAUAUGUUCUUCGUGUUCGUGGACUUCCGUGGUCAGCAACUAAAGAAGAGAUAAUGAAUUUCUUCUCCGGUGUGAAGAUUUGUGGAGGAGAAGAUGGUAUACAUACAACUUUGUCUCGAGAAGGAAGGCCAAGUGGAGAAGCUUAUAUUGAAGUUUAUGGUGAGAGUGAUGUGAAAAGAGCAUUAGAGAAACAUAAUGACCAUAUGGGACAUAGAUAUAUAGAAGUUUUCAGAUCCAAGAGAAGUGAAAUGGACUGGGUUAUAAAACGGACAGGAGCUCAUCAACAGGAUGCUUUAAAUGAUGGCUGUGUGAGACUCAGAGGGCUCCCAUUUGGGUGUUCGAAAGAAGAGCUUGCCCAGUUUUUUGCAGGGUUGGAGAUUGUUCCGAAUGGGAUCACACUACCAACAGACAUCCAGGGGAGGAGCACAGGGGAGGCUUAUGUGCAGUUUGCUUCUCGGGAUAUAGCUGAAAAGGCGAUGGGGAAACACAAGGAAAAAAUUGGGCACAGGUACAUAGAAAUAUUCAAGAGCAGCCUUCAGGAAGUAAAGACUGUGGUAGGAAUGGGUCAUCCUAAAAUGAGAACACUAAUGUCAGCUAGGCCAAGCCCCUAUGACAGAAAUGAUAGGUUUAGCGGUCUUGGUAGCCGUUUUGGGCUUAGUAGAGGCUCUCGCAGUUUUAGAGGCUUCAUGGAUGACGAUAACUAUGGGGAUUUUGGAAAUAGCUAUGGAGGAUUACCAAGCAGAGGAGGAAGGAGUAUGGAACCUAUGGAUAGUAUAGGUGGACUGGGUAGCAGGUUUAGUAGCAACAGCGGAUUUGAUGGAAACAGGUUUAGCAGCAACAAUGGUUUUGAUGGAAGAAGAAAUGACUAUGGCCCUUCAGGGCACUUUGUUCACAUGCGUGGUUUACCAUUCAGAGCUAUACAACAAGAUAUUGUUGAUUUUUUCAGACCACUGAUGCCUAUUGGGGCUCAGAUACUCUAUGACAAGCGAGGAAGGCCAUCAGGAGAAGCUGAUGUGGAAUUUGCUACUCACGAAGAGGCAGUUAAAGCAAUGAGCAGAGAUAAGGCAAGAAUGGAACACCGUUACAUAGAGCUAUUUUUAAAUUCAACCCCUGAACCAAUGGGAGGUGGUCCUGGUGGCUUUGGCAACAGUGUUAUGGGUGGCAUGGGAGGUGGUGGAGGAGGUCAAGGUUUUGGUGGUGGUAUGGGUAAUCAGAUGGGCUAUGGAGGAUUUGGAGGGUCUAGUCCUGGAGGAAGGUAUGGAAGUAAAGGUGGAUUUGGCGGAGGUAUGGGUAGUCAGAUGAGCUCAGGUGGCGGUGGCAUGGGAAGGUUUGGAGGUGGUGGCAUGGGAGGAGGAAUGGAAAGUAUGAUUGGUGGAAGUAACUACACUGCUUUUUAACAUCAGGAUUUUCAUUUUAUUGUGUUAUCGUUUUUUUUUGUCUUAUGGUGUAUUCAGAAUGUGUUUGAACAUCUGACAUUUUUCAGUAAUAAUCUUUGCAUACUUUUUCACACGUUUAUAUGAUCUACCAACAAGCUUCAGUUUGAGCUGAAAACAAUUAAGUCAUUGAUAACCUGUUGUGCAUGUCAUUUCAUUUUUGUGAGUAUAAGUAAAGCUAGUUUUUCCUUCAUCAAUGUAUAAAUGAUUAAAAAUGCAAAAAAUGUAUGUUAGUUUCUUUAAAAAAUACAUAAACAGGUAUUGCAUUUUG
Limulus polyphemus (Atlantic horseshoe crab) is the source of this 1995-nucleotide messenger RNA. Its product is annotated as heterogeneous nuclear ribonucleoprotein H3-like. The record is from RefSeq and is a predicted model, not a curated record. Gene Ontology annotation, biological process: regulation of RNA splicing. Gene Ontology annotation, molecular function: RNA binding. The transcript is spliced from 11 exons. Gene Ontology annotation, cellular component: ribonucleoprotein complex; nucleoplasm. The coding region runs from base 270 to 1688 and encodes 472 amino acids. NCBI's taxonomy places the organism in Eukaryota, Metazoa, Arthropoda, Merostomata, Xiphosura, Limulidae.